AUGGGCAGGAAUAGCACCAAUUUGGUGGCUCUCUUCUUCAUUGUUAUAAUAUUUCUUUCUUCCUUUUGGGUCUCAAGUGCAUCUUGCAUCAAACAGGAGAGGGAAUCUUUACUUAGGCUUAAAGCAAGUUUCGUUGAUUCUUCAAAUCGGUUGGUAUCUUGGAAAGGAAAUGAUUGUUGCAGUUGGGAAGGAGUGGGGUGUGAUCAUACCAAUGGCGGCCAUGUCAUCAAGCUUGAUCUUCGAAAUUAUGAGUAUUCCUAUUCCACAUCCUUACUUAGUAAUGGUGUGGAUUCUAGUUUGUUUGAGUUGAAAUAUUUGAAUUACUUGGAUUUAAGUGGUAAUUCUUUUAACUACACUCAAACUCCCCUCUAUUUAACUGAGCUACUCGAAUUAACGUAUCUUAAUCUUUCUCUCACUUAUUUUCAUGGAGAAAUUUCACGUUCUCUUGGAAAUCUAACUAAACUUGUUGUUCUUGAUUUCAAUAUUUUUAAGAGUUUAGAUGGGCCGGGUUAUUUUCAUUGGACAGAGCUGUUUAUUGAUGGCCUUGAAUGGGUUUCUAGUCUUUCGUCUUUGGAAUACCUUGAUUUAAGUGGUAUUAGAGUAGUUCAAAGUAAUUUAGUUGUAGAUGUGAUGCAAGUGUUGAAUAUUCUUCCUUCUUUAUCGUCAUUAAAAUUGAGUAAUUGCGGUCUUCAAAACACCCUUCAUAUUUAUGCUCCACAAAAUGCUUCAUUUCUCUCCAAACUUCAACAUCUAGAUUUGUCUUAUAAUAUGUUUGAUGGUCCAAUUCCUAGUUUUCUUCGGAACAUGACUUCCUUGAGAUUCUUAAGCCUUCAUAGUAAUAGAUAUAAUUCUUCAAUCCCAUCUUGGUUAAGUAAUCUUGUAAAUUUUGAUACUUUGGAUCUUGGAUUCAACAUGUUUAGUAGCAUUGAAGGUGGUUUGUCCUCAAUUGUUAGAAACAAUUGCCACUUGAAAACUCUUCAUUUAUCAUUUAACCAUUUUCUUGGUGAAGAUAUUUUUGGAAGCUAUGAAAAUCUAUCUACAAAUUGCAAACAAUAUGGUCUAGAAGAGCUUUACCUAAACAUGAUGAUAAAGUUUGGGACACAUACAAUUCCAAAUUGGUUGGGAGAAUUACAAAACUUGAAGUUUCUUUAUCUACAAAAUAAUUCACUUCGUGGUUCAAUUCCUUCUUCAUUUGGAAAUUUGUCCAGUCUUGAGAAGUUGGAUAUUUCUUAUAAUAUGCUUAAUGGAGGAUUUCCAAUCUCAUUUGGAAAAUUAUCAAACUUAAUGUUAUUGAAUCUUAGGGAGAACAAUUUGGAUGGGGUCUUUCUGGAAAGUUUUGGACAACUUCAAAAUCUUAUUCUUCUCGAUCUUUCUCAUAAUGAUUUCAAAGGUGCUCUUUCAGAAAUCCACUUUGCUAAUAUUUCUCGAUUGGAAUAUUUAUUUAUGGAUGAAAAUGAGCUUCUAUCUUUUGAAAUGAAAAGUAGUUGGGUUCCUGCUUUUCAAUUGAAGAUAUUUUCUAUAGGCUCGACUUUGGGCUUUGGAACAACAAAAUUCCCUCGGUGGAUUGGAACACAAAAAGAAAUGUCAUAUUUAAAUUUGUUCAAUUGUAAUAUUGUGGGACCCAUACCAACAUGGUUCAAAUUUCAAAAUUUAAUAUUUCUAGAUCUUUCCUACAAUCAAAUCACUCGAUCACUUCCAAAGAGUAUUGAUGACCAAAUGCCUAAUUUGACUGGACUACUGAUUUCCAAUGCUCACAUCAAUGGUUCCUUGCCACAGUCUCUUUGUAGAUUGAAAAAUUUAGAGCUUCUGAUAGUUUCAAACAAUAGAUUAUCUAAUACAAUUCCUAGUUGUUUGUCAAUUCUAAACUUGAAUCUCUUAGAUCUAUCAUCGAACAACCUCUUAGGAGUAUUUCCAAGUUCAUUUCAAAAUCUUUCAAAUCUUGAAGUGAUGAACUUGGCAAGAAAUCAACUUCAAGGAGAGCCACUCAUGGCCAUGAGAAGCUUCAAUUUUUUGUCUAUUUUAGAUCUUGAAGGAAACAAAUUUUGUGGCAAUAUUCCUGAAUGGAUGGGAAAAAACCUUCAGAAUUUGCAACUUUUGAAUCUUCGAGGCAAUAUGUUCAAUGAUACGAUUCCUUCAACUUUGUGGUUACUUCCUCGCUUGCAAAUUUUGAUUCUUGCUGACAACAAAUUAGUGGGAAACAUCCCACCAAAUGUUGGCAAUUUUAGUGCAAGUCGAAGACCCAUAGCAAAUAAUGAUGGAUUGUUGUGCAACUCUACCGAAGAUCCCUAUGCAUUUUGCUACAUGAGCUACAUUACACAAGUCAUGAAAUCAAGCAAGUUCAACUACUCGUAUUCACAACUCUAUUUAAUAGUAAAUAUAGACCUCUCCAAUAACAACUUGCAUGGACAUAUUCCAAGUGAAAUAGUGGCAAUAAAUGGUUUGUUUGCCUUAAAUUUGUCUCAUAAUAAUCUAUCGGGAAUCAUUCCUGUGGAGAUUGGAAGUUCAAUAGCAUUGGAAUCUCUUGACCUCUCUUUCAAUCAGCUCUCUGGAUCAAUUCCAAACAGCAUGGCAAGCUUAAACUCACUAGGCACGUUGAAAUUGUCCAACAACAAUUUUUCAGGAUGCAUUCCUCGAGAAGGCCAUCUUUCAACCUUCAAUGAUGUGUCCAGUUAUGAAAAUAAUCCAAAUCUUUGUGGAGCUCCACUUGCUGUUAUAUGUCCGAAUGAAAAUCCAAAAGAAUCUUCCGUUGAAAUCGACAAUGUUUAUGAUAAUGAUAGUCACGAAGAGCAUAAGUUGGAGAAAAUGUGGUUUUGGAUUAUUGUGGUGCUAGGAUAUGCUUUGGGAUUUUGGGCAGUUGUUGGAACUUUAAUACUGAAGAGAAGUUGGAGAUAUGCUUACUUCCAGUUUAUGGAUGAAACGAAAGACAAGAUCUGUGUUGCAAUAUUGGUGAAUAUGACGACGUUGAAACAACAAAUGGGAGGAAACGUGCAUCGAUGUGUUUUGUAA
This is a messenger RNA of Benincasa hispida (wax gourd), 3006 nucleotides long. NCBI's taxonomy places the organism in Eukaryota, Viridiplantae, Streptophyta, Magnoliopsida, Cucurbitales, Cucurbitaceae. The record is from RefSeq and is a predicted model, not a curated record.